GUCAGAUGCGACUGAGUGACUGGACUGAACUGAACUGAAGGUCAUAGAGAUUAUUGAAAAUAGGUUUCUUUUUGAAAGUUUGGUAGUUCAGGUUUUGCACUGAGUCUGACAAUCCACUUUACCUUCUGUGAGAGCUGUGGUCUAGAGCCCAUUGUUUUCCAGUGGACACAGAGCUGAGCACCGUUUGCUGGAAGGACCGUGCAUUCCCCGCUGGAACCGCAGCAUGGUUGCCAAGAGUCAGGCACGCAGGCCUGAGCAGGGGUGGGACGCUAGGCUGGUGGGUUUUGUCUCUCAGUCCUGGGGAGUCUUUCCUAUCAUCACCUCACUCGCAUGGCUCCCAGAAGAAGCCUGCCUCUCCCCUGCCUUGGUUCCGCUGUGCCUCACGCGUCUUUGCCUCUGGUAGCUUUACAGUUUUCUCUUUACUCUGGCUUUGAACAGACUGACUGUGGUGUGCUUAUCAUUUCUUCAUGUUUCUUAUCUUUCACUGGGCUUCUUGGAUCUGUGAGUAUAUAGUCCUCACCAAGCUUGAAAAUACGGUAGACUGUGAUUUUCAUCUGGCUCACAGACGGCUCAGUGGUAAAGGACCCACCUGCCGCUGCAGGAGAUACGAGAGGCAUGGGUUCAGUCCCUCGGGCAGGAAGAUCCCCUGGAGGAGGAAAGGGCACCCCACUCCAGUGCUCGUGCCUGGAGCCCAUGGGAUCGCAGAGGCGGUGCUGUGUGGCUGAGCACAGAGGCACACUGGAUAUACACUUUUAUCGUCACAAAUAGUCUUGAGUCUUUUCUGGAAUACAGUCAGCUUACCUGGAAACAGGUUAAUCUUUCUGGGGUCUCUGUUUCAAGAUCUGUUAGACGAGAUCAGGGCAGCGCUCCACCCAUGGCUAGUUAUUUCUCUUACAGAAACAAGACCCUUGCGUCCGCUGCACCAGGGCCCCGCGAAGCCCUGGGUCUGUGGUCUGGCUGGGAGCAGGGACACCCCAGACCCACGGGCCGACAAGACUCUGUCCCCAGGGCCCCUCCGGCUUCUUCUCUUCCUGCAGCUCCUCAGUCCACGCGGGCAUCCCGCUCUGCCAAACACUCACCCUGCUCUCUACGUCGCGGUCCUCCCGUGCUCAUCCUGCAAACUCUGGCCACUUCCGGCCAUUUGCCUCUGCCCAGAUCUGCCCCACUUCUUCUCUUGGGGAGGCACCUUGAGCGCCGUUACCCCAUCCCCACCACCUGGCAGCACCCUCGGGACAGUGGGUAUGGUGAGGCCCCCGGGUUGCCCCCUCCGUGGGCGUCGCCGUCCUGGCUUCCUUGCACCCAGUGUCUUGAGAUCGCACUUCGCCUGCCGUCCAGGCUGAGCGCCGUGACUCCAACUUGACCUCCAUCUUGACCUCAGCGGGGCCCACAGCUCUGGUUUCUUUCCCAGGAACAUUUCAGACCUCACAGUUUCUGCUGCCUCUCUGAGUCACGUCUGAUCUGGUCAGGUCGGGGCUCCGCUGAGCGAUGGGCCAGCUCUUCUGGCUGGGUCUCAGCAGUGGUGCCUCGGCCCCCUUCUCCAAGGUCUGGGAGCCCAGCCACCAUGGCCACGGGGACCCCUCACUCCGGCUCCUUGUGCCACGGCGGGAGACAGCCUUGGGUGCAGCCUCUGCCCUUCCCCCACCCUCGUGCAUUCAACCGGUCACCCUGGUCCCCGUGUCCCCUCCCCCUGAAGCCCAGGAGGGGCCUUGGCACCUUCGUCCUUUGCUUCCCCUUGGCCGUCAGCCUGAGGGCGGGUCUUCCUGCCACGCUGCUUGGGGUGUGCCUGCACCCUGGGCACCGCUGAGCACACAUACCAUCUGACACGUCACCUGGCCGGAACGCCAGGCCCUGAGUGCCAGAAGGAACCUGGGCUGCCAGCUCCACGGGGUGCAGGGCUCUCCGGGGCAUGGUGGAGCCCGUGGAACUAACCCCAUUGACCUUGAAGCAUCUGCCUGAAGAUUGGGCAGAGCCAAGAUCGAAAACACCGCUCAGCCCCGGGGCCUGAAAACGAGACCCCCGCUGCCUGCACGGCGCCCGGUCCGGCCCCCGCUUCCAGGGCCCUGACCAAGGCCGUUGGGGCCAAGCCAUCUGUGCCAGUUGCUGCCCAUGGACAGGGCUUUAGGCGGCAGUGGCCUCAGGCCCAGGCCCAGGUGCCCCCGCAGACCUGUGCUGCUGCUCAUCCUUGGAACCCAUGGGGCCAGCCGGCACGCCUGGCGGGGGCCCUCCUCUGCCUCUUUGCUGGCCAGGCAGGGGCCCCACUCCUGGGCCCAGCAGACAGCUCUGCACAUGGCUCAGGUGGGCCCACCACUCUUCCAGGGCCUGGCUCUCUGACGGCACUGGGGAGAGUAGGGAGGACCCCCCUCCAUUUUGUGCAGCAGAGACCCAGAGCCACUCCCCACCCGGCCACCCACAGGGAAUAGCCCAGGCACCAGCAACCCUGGCACUUAGCCUCCCUCUCCCCCAACAGGAAAUAUUUUCAACAGCUUCUGCCGGCAGCCCCCCGUGUCCAUGCCCAGGUCCGUCCUGGGGUCUCUGGCGCUCUCCACCGCCAUGAAGUGCUCCCCACCCGACGGCUGCUCCCUGCUCCUGCGCGUCAAUGCCUCUCUCGCGCUGCACGAGAGCCUGCAGGGCCUGGAGGUCUGCUCCACGAGCCUGGACACCCAGGAGACGCAGUGCCAGACUGUGCAGGUGUCCAGGGCCUCCCGCCAGCAAGCAGGGCAGCAGCUCCAGGUGCGCUUUGACUGCUUCGAGGUGGCCGUGGCCCAGACCCUCUACGUCACCCUGAGGACUGUCCCCCACUUCUGCGGGGUCCAGCUGGGCCAGCAAUACCACAUGGAAGACUGCAGAGAGGAGGACGUGGGGAAGAAUGUGCCUGACUGCUUCGCUGAGAAGCUCUCCUACUGGGUGGACCGCAGCCGCAAGGUCAUUCUAGUACAGGUGCCAGAGUCGGGGGGCCCUGACUACUACGUGCGGCUUUGUCUGAAGCGGUUCACCUGCGAGGACGCGGGCGCCCCAGUGCGGGUAACAGGGAACAGGGUCUCCCGGAGGGUCUCUCUACCCUACAGCCAAGAGUUGUCGUGUCUGUGCCUUGAGGUCUGGUCAGCGACCCUGAUGCGGUGCGAAUCCAGACCUGCCCUUUCAAAAAUGGUGCAGUACCCGCUCGUGGACACACAGCCCCAGCUCUGCCUGAAGUUCUCCACGAGCCUGGGUUUCCAAGUGAGGUGCCCUUUCAAGCAGCCGAGGUUCCCAGCCUGGAAGAUGGCCGUCCAGCCCUCGCCCGCUCCGGGCCACCUCCGGGUGGCCUUCUUCUCGUCGAGCCCCGCCCGCUUCCAGGUGUGCCUGUGCCACCAGGGGAAGACUUGGCCCCCCGCCUGCCGCCGACUGCUCCAGGCCACCCCUGUCCCUGCGGCCUCUGUCAGCCAGGGUGACUCUGCAGGGGACCCUGCAGUGGCCUUUGUGGACAUUCCUGGGGACGAGGCCUGUGCACCCAGCACCUGCAUCCAGGAGGACCGAUGUCCAGUUCUCCGUCCCCCAGCAGCUCUGCGGCCUCCAGUGUGCUGCCACCCAGGGAACAGCAGCCUGAGGCCAAGUAUCUCACCAAGAAGACACGGGUGCCAGGUCCAACUGCAGGGAUGCGGCAAGGGGCCAGCUCACGUCUAGACACCCCAGGCCUCUGUCGCGAAGGCUCGGCCUCAGGGCAUGCACUGAGGGUCCUCACCUGGCCCCAGACUAGGGGCCUGUGUACCUCUCGGGUCUCCAAAGGCCUGCAGCUACUUGGGCCCUUGGACGAUGCCAGGACUUUGGGUCAGAUGAAGGACCUCCAGCCCCUCCUGAACCCUGAGUGGGACCAACAGAGUGGCUCCAUGGGCAGCCCCUUCCCCAGAUGGGCCAGCCCCUGAUGCAUCUGUCUCAGCCUGGCCCAGGCUCCCUCUGGACCACCUGGGGUCAGGGCCAGCAUCCCUGGCCCUGAGCACGAGGUUCUCUGGAGUGCAGGGUGUGACCCCACCCUUCCUGGAACUGACCAGGUCUGGGGGGCCAGGUCACCCACACACGUGCUGGGGUCCACACCCUGGGUGCCCCCACCGGCCCCCACCCUUCAAAGAGUCUGCUAAGAGCCUGAGCGCCCAGCACCCCAGCACCCAGCCUUCACCCUUGCCCCCAGAGCUGGACCACCUUCCACUCCCCAGGCCCCUAGCCAGGACAGCGCGGUGAGGGACGGCCACUCCGUUGGCCUCAGGGGCCGGCCAGCUGCCAGGACGAGCCAUUCUCAGACGCUCUGCACCCCCUGAGGUCACCACGCGCCACCUGUGCUCAGGAGCCACAGGGCGCCCUCGGCCCUGCCAGCGUCAUUUCUGUGUCCCAGGCCAGCGGUCGCCCAGCAGUCUGCCGGCUGGGCCUGCCCUCAUGGGACCCCCUGCCAGCUCACAAGGACCCCCGGGCCGCCCCUGCCGGGCCGCUGUCUGGAGUCACCUUCACCGCACACGGGGCACGCAGGGCACAUGGGGCACGCCGGGGCCGGGCCCCGCCCCUGGCCUACGCUGGGCUGCGUCUGCGCAUGCGCACCUCCCUCCCCGCCCGGCCUGGGCUCUGCCUCGUUAGUGGAACACAGGCCCCUGGACGUCUCGUCAUCGCUCCCUUAGUGGGAGCUGCUGCCCGAGCCGACAAGAGGGGUCGGUGGAGCCCACAUGACCCCUCCCUGAGAAACUCUUGUCUGCCUGGCUCGCCGCUUCCCUUGAAGACAGGGAAGGGGUCUGCAGGGCCAGGGAGCCCUCGUGGGGACUGGGGGACCACGGGGCCGCGUGUCCCCCCUGAGGCGGGAUGGAGGCCGUGACUGCAGCUGGACCCCCGCCCGCGGUUUGAGAGGGGCUGUCGCGCCCCCAGCCCGCAGAUCCUGUUCCCCCACCUCGGCCAGGCCUGGCCCCCCGCGGGCUGUGCUCUGGGCUCACGCAAGUACUCCUGCCGUGCUCUGGAGACCCCUGUCCGCCCCAAGUGCCCCGUCUGCAUCAAGGCACAGAAGGAGGUGGGGACCAAGGUCCCCACGCCACAAGUUCCGGCUUCUCACGCCUGGCCUGCCUCGGGGUCCCUGCCUGUGCACAGAGACUGCGGCCCUGAUCCAGCACCUCCCUCAGGAGGAAUCCUUGACCCGGAGGGGUGGGGAGGUGGGUUGGCUGGCGGGGUUUGGGGGCCGGGUGCUAGAAACUGAACAGAUGCAGGCUCCUCCACUUUGCAGCAGCCCUGGCCAUCCCACAGGGGGGAACCGGAAGCCCAGACAAGGGAAACGACUGCCCUCCUCUCCAGGACUAAGGACCUGCCUGGCCACAGGGCUGGGGUGGGGAGGGGUGCUGUCCAGGAUGUGCUGCCCUCGCAUGCUGGUGGCACUCAGCCCAGGGCUCUGAGCUGGGCCGUCCAUGCACACCCGGAGCCCCGUGGCCCGACAGGCACGCUGCCGUGGCCAGUGAGAGGCUGCUCCUUCAGCAGGACCUCCCCUCCCCAGCCCGGCCACACCUCUGCAGGAGAGCACCAGUGCGGUCAGGCCCCAGAGUUCCCUCCCCGCCCCCGCCCCCCAGAGCUCACAGGUAACCCGGGUCUGUGUGCCUCACCCAUUCAUCCCCUCAUCCCCCCAGCAGUCCCUGAGCACCCGCUGGGCACUGCCCUCUCCCAACACCAGGAGCACACAGCACCGGCUCUGGGGCUGCAGACCACGUCUGCUCUGCCCUGAACUGCGGGGCCCCAGGUCAGGAGUCUCAGCCCUAAAGCCCGGGCAAACAGCCAUCAGUCACCUACCUGGAGCUGACCUCCGCAUGGGGAAGACAGCUCACAAACAGCUGAGCCUGUCACUUACGUGAGUGCCUGGUGUGAGAAGGCGGAGGCCGAGAAAGCAAACAGGAAGUCGUGUGUGUGGAGGGGUGCCAUUUAGAGCAGAGUGGUCCCAGCAUGACCAAAGAAAUGGGCGAUACCUCGGAGUUGCUCGGAUCCAACGUUCUUGGCGGUUCGAGGGGCGUCCUAGUUUGCGGGAACGGUAGCCUGUGUAGAGGGAGUGGGCUGCUGUUGUGAGCUGUCGUCUGCAGUGAGGAGUGUGGAGCGGCUUGCCUUUGCCUGCUCUCUGCGCCUGGAGGUCAAGCCGAGGCCAGGGUUUGGGUGUCCAGCUGGAGUCGCCAGAGGAAGAGGGGGCAGCGGGGCAGGCAGGGCUGGGCGCUAAGUCCUGGCAGUGGGGCCUCCGGACAGCAGUGCCCGCGGUUCGGGGGCAUCUCUGGAGGCAGGUGUGCACCCAGCCCCCAGCAACAGGUGCCCCCUUUCCCCUCUUCCGGUCAGAACGCGAAGGGCGGUCGUUCCUGAAGAACCUUCGUGAGUACAACUUCCAGUAAGAUUUUGAUGAUUUUAAUUCUUUUAAAAUGGCUGCUUAUUACGUUGAGACGACUGACCCUUUUUUCCCUAAAACUCUUCAUUUGCACGUCUAAACAUUUUUCCACGCUUCCCUGGGCGCCACUGACACAGCCUCGGGAUAGGGCACAGAGGGUGGUGGGGCGGGUGUGAACACGGGCCCUACUGGGGAGUGGGCUCCAGGCUGGGCGCCCCCCCCCCCCGCCCCUGGCCGGAGGAUGCAGCGUCUGGGCGCGGGGCGUGCGGGAAGGGGCUGGGGGCGCGCGGCAGGCUGCGAGGUCCGAGGACCGUCCAGCGAGCGCGGACUGAGGGGGAGUGGGACUUGGGAGACGCCAGGGACUCAUGACUGCUGUCGGGUAGGGACACUGGGGGCCCGUCUGGCCCUAGGGCGUGUGCGCAGCCGUGACCCCUGGGGAGGGCGUGUGCCCAGCCGUUGGGAAAGAGGCGCUGGGGGUGACGCAGCUCACCGGGUGGGCGCACCUGCCUCUCCGCCGGGAAGUGGCACCUGGCGCCUUGGGCGAGCGGCCCCUGCAGCUCCGACCCGCGCGGACGCGGGCUCAGCCGCCGGGAGGACCAGGGGUGGGGGGCAGAGUCGGCCGCCACUGAUACCCGCAACCUCAAGUUCUGGUUUCCGCCGGGGGGUGGGGGGCGCUGGCGGCCUGCGGGGGAGCAGGUGGGGAGGGGAGCAGCUGCGGGGCGGGCCCUCGGGACGAGGCUGGGGCUUGGGCGGCCCUGGAAGGCGAGGGGAAAGGGGCGCGGCUGCUGCGGGAAGCGGGCCGCGAAGCUCCGGAGCCGGGCGGGGCGGGGAACUCAGGAGGGUCUGCGGGGUCUCCCGCCGCCCCCGCAGCGCGGCGGCCUUCCCUGAGCCGAGCGUGUGUGAGGACGCCUCCCUCGCCUUGGGCUGCAAGUGUCUGUCACGCCUCUGACCCUCCCAGGAGGGAGCGCAGGACACGCGAUCAGCUCCCGGGCGCGCGCGCCAGGCGUGCGUCCGGAGGCCCGAGCGUGCCGCAGUGCCCUCCUCGCCCGCGGGAGAACUCGUGCCAAGAAGAAAACCCCGGCGCGCGUAAACACUGCCUGAAACAUAUGUUUUUAAAAUAUCUUGUAUGUCUCACUUUAAUUAUUAAAUGGUAAAAUUGACGUUUUGAUUGAAGUUUUACUUUAUAUUGGAGUAUAGUUUAUUUACAAUGUUGUGUUAGCUCCAGGUGUACCGCAGAAUGUUAUUUAUCCUCCUCCCCCCCGCCCCCCAUUAAAGACUGACUUUU
Molecule: messenger RNA, 7643 nt
Organism: Capra hircus (goat)
Lineage: Eukaryota; Metazoa; Chordata; Mammalia; Artiodactyla; Bovidae
Gene: IL17REL
Product: interleukin 17 receptor E like
Exons: 13
Coding region: 2509-3660 (383 amino acids)
Molecular function (GO): interleukin-17 receptor activity
Source: RefSeq, a predicted model, not a curated record